This is a messenger RNA of Haplochromis burtoni (Burton's mouthbrooder), 1671 nucleotides long. RefSeq lists its product as uncharacterized. Gene Ontology annotation, biological process: T cell costimulation; positive regulation of T cell proliferation; cell surface receptor signaling pathway. The transcript has 5 exons. Bases 133 to 1038 code for a protein of 301 amino acids. Gene Ontology annotation, cellular component: external side of plasma membrane. NCBI's taxonomy places the organism in Eukaryota, Metazoa, Chordata, Actinopteri, Cichliformes, Cichlidae. The record is from RefSeq and is a predicted model, not a curated record.
AAGGUGGAUUCAUUGUGGGAAGGGCGAUAAACUAGUGCAAGGUGAAGGAGGUCUGUUCAUCUGUUUUCUUCCUCUCGGUCACUUUAAUCUGGUUCUUCGGUCUGUCAGAUUAAACUGGAGUCGUCCAGGAGGAUGAGGAUAACCGUGGUGCUUGUCUCCCUCCUGCUCGUUUCCCAGUAUGCCUCAGGAGUCGAGGUGUAUGAGGGGGAGGAGUCUGUCCUUCUGCUCUGCCAGCUUCCCGUUCCAGCUGAAGAGGGUGUAGUUGUGUGGGGACGCGAUGACCUGAAUCCUUCAAUCAUCCAUGUUCGCACAGAGGAAGGUGAUUAUCUUACAGAGCAAAAUAAACAAUACGUCAACAGAACAUCCAUUCAAAAGGACGCCCUGAAGACCGGAGACCUCAGCCUCACUCUGAGAAAACCUACAUUCUCUGACAGUGGACUCUACACCUGCACCGUACGCAAGGUUGGAGAAAAACAGAACCAGACUGAAGUGCAACUAAAGGUCAAAGAGCGUCCUCCUCCUCCUCCAAUCUGGCCCAAAGUUCUCCCAGCGGUCCUGGUUCCGGUGCUUGUCCUGGCUAUUGGCAUUAGUGUUUUCAUGUGUCUUGUAUAUCAAAGGAUGAAGAAAACAGCAGUCUGCCAGCUCAAAGUUGUUGAUGUGACAGAGGGAGCAGAGUCUGUCCUGCUACCCUUCAUAUCCAAAAAACUGAAGAAUCAGGAGACCGCCAAAGUGGAGUGGAAACAUAUCCAAGAAGACGAAAUGAAGGUCGUGUAUGAGAAGGAUCGGAAAAGUCAAGACGUACCUGACACAGGCCCCGUAAAGAUGAAGAAAAAUCCAUGGAUUACAGGAAACGCCAGCCUAACUUUGUCAGAUCCUCACUCUGAAGAUGGAGGUGUUUACAUAUGCACCAUGUAUGACACGCAUGGAAAGGCCCUGAAACAGAAAGUAGUGGCACUCUGGGUCAAAGAGGGCUGGCUGAAAACCAUCAGAAGCUUCUUCCCGUGUGCCAGACAGAACAGACAGAAUUAUGUCAUCUGAAUGAAAAGGCAAAGGUGAAUCUGUUCACUGUUCAGUCAAUGUGAUUCAUCUCUUGAUGAAGCUUUUCCAAAUGAAACUCACAGUAAUAAGGUCAUUACCAAAUGAAAAGUCACAUUGACAAAGAUGUAAAACUACUGUGUGUUUGUGAGCUCUCAAAUGUCUGUUUCAGUCAGUUUGAACACUUGACACAUGCACUCAGCACAACCUGAACUAAUAUUCAGAUCGUCUGUGCACACUUUAAACUAAAGUUCUGCAUAGAGAGGUGAGAGCAGGAAAGUGUUUUUUUAGUACAUUUUUAAUAAAAUUUAAGAUUUAUUUCAUUUAUUUAGGAAUAAAAUAGAAAAAUUCUAAAAAUGUUAGCUAUCUAACAUUUACAAAGGUAAACAGUUACUUUGAUGACAGAUGUCUGUACUAAUUGAUACUGUAGUAUUUAACUAUUUUAACUUUGAUUUCAAUUUACUGAAGGUUACCUGUGGGGUUCAACAGGGUUCAGUGCUGGACCCCAAACAGUUUAUACUGGACAUGCAUGAAUCGUAUCUAAAUUACUAAAACUUUAUUUGCUGUAAUGUAUCAUCAGUUACAGUCAUUUAUUUUUCUCUGGGAAAAGUUUAGAACAGUGCCUGAAUGCAGUGG